Psilocybe cubensis is the source of this 3141-nucleotide messenger RNA. RefSeq lists its product as uncharacterized. The record is from RefSeq and is a predicted model, not a curated record. Gene Ontology annotation, cellular component: nucleus. The transcript is spliced from 14 exons. Bases 1 to 3141 code for a protein of 1046 amino acids. Lineage: Eukaryota; Fungi; Basidiomycota; Agaricomycetes; Agaricales; Agrocybaceae. Gene Ontology annotation, biological process: DNA topological change. Gene Ontology annotation, molecular function: DNA binding; zinc ion binding; DNA topoisomerase type I (single strand cut, ATP-independent) activity.
AUGAGGGUACUAUGCGUCGCCGAAAAACCCUCAAUUUCGAAGGCGAUCACUCAAAUAUUGUCCGGCGGCCAAUACGAGACUAGGAAUACGAAUUCUAGAUUUAUCAAGAAUUAUGACUUUGACUACCAGCCUGCAAGAGCAUUUUUUACUGUUACAGCAGUGAUAGGUCACUUAACAUCCAACGACUUCCCCGCCACUCACCGGCAAUGGCAUUCGUGUGAUCCGUUCGAACUAUUCGACGCGCCAGUAGAAACUCAGGUCGCGUCAGAUAAGAAGGACAUAGAGCGUAAUCUUCAAUCUGAAGCACGACGGUCAGACGUACUCAUGAUAUGGACGGAUUGCGAUCGAGAAGGAGAGCAUAUUGGCAUGGAGAUUGCCCGUGUUUGUCGACAAGUAAAGCCUGGAAUUCGCGUAAAGCGGGCAAGAUUCAGUGCUAUCAUUGCACAACAGAUACACAAUGCUGCACAAAACCCAGUCGAGUUGGAUAGACGUCAAGCGGAUGCAGUGGAGGCUCGAAUAAUGCUGGAUUUGAAGGUUGGAGCGGCGUUUACCAGACUACAGACAUUAAUCUUGCAAGGACGCGUUCCUCAGAUUGAGGCAGAAAAGAGCGUAGUCUCAUAUGGACCUUGCCAAUUCCCUACUCUCGGAUUCGUGGUACAACGAUACCAACUCGUCAAGAACUUUCGCCCCGAAAUGUUCUGGUACAUAUACCUGUCCCUUUCACGACCAGGGAGUGAAGAAGAAACUAAAUUCACGUGGAAGCGGAACCACCUUUUCGAAGAGGCUGUUGUCGCAGCGCUUUUCGCGAUGAUGGGCAACUCGCCCGCCGUUGUUACCAAAGUGACGAACAAGACGACGAAGAAAUGGAAACCUCUUCCUCUCACCACUGUUGAGCUGCAGAAAGCCGGCUCCCGACUGCUUCGCCUGGCUCCAAAGAAGGUGUUGGAUGUCGCCGAGGCUCUGUACACCUCUGGUUUCGUGUCGUAUCCAAGAACAGAGACAGACGAAUUCGAUCCACAGUUCGACCAUAUGUCGUUGAUUAACAAGCAAACAGUGGACCCUACAUGGGGACAAUUUGCCACAGCACUGACUCAAGGCGGAUAUAGCUCGCCACGGCGAGGGAAGAACAACGACAAAGCACACCCUCCAAUUCACCCUACUGCGCAUGCCGCCAACCUAACCGGGGACGAAAAACGCGUUUAUGAGUACAUAACCAGACGAUACCUUGCUUGCUGCUCCAAGGAUGCCGAGGGAUGGCAAACAACAGUGGAGGUCACUUGUGGUGGGGAGGACUUCUCUGCCACGGGCCUGGUCGUAAAAGAGCGAAACUAUCUGGAAGUCUAUGUAUAUGAUAAGUGGACUGGACACCAUGUGCCUGAUUUUAGGGAGGGAGAAGAAUUCCAGCCUACAGUAUGUGAGAUCAGGCAGGGGGAAACGACAAGGCCGAAUUAUUUGACGGAAGCAGAUUUGGUUACGCUCAUGGAUAAGAAUGGCAUCGGCACGGACGCGACAAUUGCUCAACACAUCGAAACCAUUGUCAAACGAAACUACGUCAUUGAACGGUUUGAGGGCGCAGUUAAGUAUCUCGUUCCCUCGACACUCGGAAUAGGGCUAGUGGAAGGCUACAAUUUAAUCGGCCUGACAAAGAGCGUCAGCAAACCACAAAUGCGUCGUGAGACUGAACGUAGGAUGGUUCAAGUCUGCGAAGGAACGACUACCAAAAAUGACAUGCUAACACACAGCCUCGACCAGUACAAGGAAAUGUUCAUCAUCGUGCGGAGAGAGUUUGCUAAAGUGUCUGAUUAUCUUGCUGGUCAAGGUGGGGCUGAGAAUGGGGAAGGUGGAAGAAAUGGUCCUGGCGGGCAUGGGGGUGACGGAGGUGGCGGUCGAGGGGGUGGUGGUGGUGGCGGCGGCGGUGGUGGUGGUGGUGGCGGAAGUGGCAGAGGUGGUAGAGGUGGCAACGGGGCUGCGCGUGGUAGUGGCAGGGGUCAACCUUCAACUCGCGCUGCACGCGGAAGCAAUGGCGCAGGACGGGGCCGCGGAAGAGGCGGGGCGCCAAACUCUGGCAAUAUGAUUUGCAUUGACGACACUGACGAUGACGACGACGGUUUCGGAUCUGCCCCAUCUAGAGCUGUGCCAAAACCCAGGUCAACAAAAGCGCAAGCUGCACCUAGUUCUUCUACCGCCGUUGCGUCGAGUUCUCGGCAGAGCGCUCCACUUCACAUAACAUCUUCGUGGUCCGCAACCACUAUCACCCCUGCUCCUGCUGUACAACCAAUCUCGAGGUCAUCAGCCGGCGACGGACCCCAGUGCGAAUGCAAUAUACCAGCUGUCCAGAAGACCGUAGUCCGUGAAACCGCUUCCAAAGGAAGGCAAUAUUGGACCUGCUCUCAGAAUGGAUGUGGAUUUUUCCAGUGGGCAGACGAUGUCCCUGGAGCUAGUGGCAGCAGUAGCAGCAGUUCGGGUAUACCUCAAAAGCGAACAUAUUCCAAGACGAGAGACGCGUCGACCAGUGAAGGCCUGCCGCGUCAGUGUGCGUGUGGAGAGGAUGCGAUCAUUCUAACGGUACAAAAGGAAAAUGAAAACAAAGGCCGCAAGUUUUGGAAAUGUCAGAGGAAAGAAGCACCAUGCGAUUAUUUUGAGUGGGACGACAAACCACCGAAAGUUGGGACAUUUGGUUCGAAUGGUGGGACUAUGCCCUCGAGAACGUCGUCUUUGAACACGAGUAAAGCAAGUACAACGGAUUGCAACCAAACCGGCCACUGGGCAACUUCCUGUCCAAACAGCGACAGUUCAAGCAACUCGCGGUCAAAGAGCUUCGGCAACAGCUCCUACAACAAAUCUUCCAGCGCGACAUGCUUCAAGUGUCAGAAGCCAGGCCAUUACAGCACAUCUUGUCCGAAUGAUGGGUCCAUCGGCGGUGGGUCUAAAGCUCAGUUUAGUGGACAGGAUUCAUCCGGAAACGAGUGUUAUAAAUGUGGUAGCGCUGGUCAUUGGAGUACACAUUGUCCCUCUGGUGGUAGCUCCAGCGGAUCUAAGCGAGGUUCUAAACGUGGUCGUGGUGGUUCUUCGACUAGAGGCAGAAGAGGACGAGGAGGAAGCAAAAAGAAAUCUGCUUUUGCGGCGGCUGACGAUUAUUAA